ACAAACUCAUCGUCAUCAUAACCUCAAAGAAACUUUCCGCAAGUAAGCAGCGAAACUACAUUCUUGUUAUCGUGAACAAUUAAUUUGUGAAAUUGUGGAUUUUCACGUAACACUUUAGUGAAUAAAUAAUUCAAUUCAGUAGUCCAUAUCCCUUGUGAUCAUGUCCCGCGGAAGUAGUGCCGGAUUUGACCGCCACAUUACGAUUUUCUCUCCGGAGGGUCGUCUCUAUCAAGUUGAGUAUGCCUUCAAGGCAAUUAAUCAGGAGGGACUGACGUCGAUCGCGCUUAAAGGAAAAGAUGUUGCGGUUGUGGCCACCCAGAAGAAAAUCCCCGACAAGCUGAUCGAUCCCACCACCGUUACUCAUCUGUAUCGGCUAACCAAGACCAUCGGAUGUGUCAUGACUGGCCGGAUUGCCGACUCCAAGUCGCAGGUGCAACGGGCCCGCUAUGAGGCGGCCAACUGGCGCUACAAGUACGGAUAUGAGAUGCCGAUCGAUGUACUGUGCCGGCGGAUGGCCGACAUUUCGCAGGUGUACACGCAGAACGCCGAAAUGAGACCACUGGGAUGCAGCAUGGUUCUGAUCGCGUACGACGACGAGAACGGUGCAUGUGUGUACAAAACCGACCCGGCCGGAUACUACUGUGGCUACCGGGCCAUUUCGGUCGGCGUGAAGCAAACCGAAGCCAACAGCUAUCUGGAGAAGAAGUUGAAGAAGAAAACCGACUUCAACGAGCAGGAGGCCAUUCAGAUGGCCAUCACAUGUCUGUCCACGGUGCUAGCGGUGGAUUUCAAACCAUCGGAAAUCGAGCUGGGAGUGGUGAGCAAAGACAAUCCCGAGUUCCGGACUCUUACCGAGGAUGAAAUCGAAGUCCACCUGAGCGCGAUUGCUGAAAAGGAUUAAACCAAUCUAACACAUAUGUGGAUGAUCUUCAUUUAUUCAUUUAAUUCGCCAAUUCAAGGGAUGGAAAUACACGUUUAUUGAAAGUA
Messenger RNA from Armigeres subalbatus, 987 nucleotides. RefSeq names its product proteasome subunit alpha type-6-like. The transcript has 3 exons. NCBI's taxonomy places the organism in Eukaryota, Metazoa, Arthropoda, Insecta, Diptera, Culicidae. The record is from RefSeq and is a predicted model, not a curated record. Gene Ontology annotation, biological process: proteasomal protein catabolic process; ubiquitin-dependent protein catabolic process. Bases 161 to 901 code for a protein of 246 amino acids. Gene Ontology annotation, cellular component: proteasome core complex; cytosol; proteasome core complex, alpha-subunit complex.